Messenger RNA from Leptosomus discolor (cuckoo roller), 1027 nucleotides. Lineage: Eukaryota; Metazoa; Chordata; Aves; Leptosomiformes; Leptosomidae. The record is from RefSeq and is a predicted model, not a curated record.
CAAAAUCAAGUAGGAAACUUACUUUCCUAUAUUUAGCAAACGAUGUCAUCCAGAACAGUAAGAGGAAAGGUCCCGAAUUUACCAGGGAAUUUGAAUCUGUUCUUGUGGAUGCAUUUUCUCAUGUUGCCAGAGAAGCAGAUGAGGGCUGCAAAAAGCCCUUGGAACGAUUGCUUAACAUCUGGCAGGAGAGGAGCGUGUAUGGCAGCGAGUUCAUACAGCAGCUGAAGCUGUCCAUGGAGGACUCCAACAGCCCCCAAACUAAAGUUGCAGAGGAGAAGAAGUCUUUAAAGCGGACUUUUCAGCAAAUACAAGAGGAGGAAGAUGACGAUUACCCUGGGAGCUACUCACCGCAAGACCCUAGUGCUGGGCCACUGCUGACCGAGGAUUUGAUCAAAGCGCUACAAGACCUGGAAAACGCAGCAUCAGGAGAUGCGACAGUGCGGCAGAAAAUUGCCUCCCUGCCUCAGGAAGUUCAGGAUGUUUCAUUACUGGAGAAAAUUACAGACAAAGAGGCAGCCGAACGUCUCUCGAAGACCGUGGACGAAGCGUGCCUGCUCCUGGCGGAAUACAACGGCCGGCUGGCAGCAGAGCUGGAGGACCGGCGCCAGCUGGCCCGCAUGCUGAUCGAGUACACCCAGAACCAGAAGGAUGUGCUAACAGAGAAGGAGAAGAAGCUGGAAGAGCUGCUGUGCUUUGAUUUUUCAGAGAAGGUGAAGAGAAUUUCUGUCAUGGAGAGGGAAUAUAAGCAGAAGCUUGCUCGGGUAACCCAGGUCCGCAAGGAGCUGAAAUCCCACAUCCAGAGCCUUCCAGAUCUGUCACUGCUGCCCAAUGUCACGGGAGGUCUGGCACCUCUGCCGUCUGCUGGUGACCUGUUUUCAACAGACUAGAACAAAUGGUGUCCCCCAGUUUCCGUUAUUACCAGCAGAAGUAAGAAGACUCUGGUGUUGACUGGAAAUCCAGUCUUCCAAGACCGACAGUAGGAAGGAACUUGCAGACCCUGCUUUCAACCUCUUGGCUGCUCAUGCUC